CAGCAGGGUACGAAAGGACAUGUACAACGACACGUUAAACGGCAGCACGGAGAAGAGAAGCUCCGAGCUCCCGGACGCCGUCGGCCCCAUCGUUCAGCUCCAAGAGAAACUCUUUGUGCCUGUUAAAGAAUAUCCUGACUUUAAUUUUGUGGGCCGGAUCUUGGGCCCGCGGGGGCUCACAGCCAAACAGCUGGAGGCAGAGACAGGAUGUAAGAUCAUGGUGAGAGGGAAAGGCUCCAUGAGGGACAAAAAGAAGGAGGAACAAAACCGAGGCAAACCCAACUGGGAGCAUCUGAAUGAGGACCUCCAUGUGCUCAUCACGGUGGAGGACGCCCAGAACCGGGCUGAGAUCAAGCUUAAGCAUGCAGUGGAGGAGGUUAACAAGCUACUCGUGCCUGCGGCUGAAGGCGAGGACAGUCUGAAGAAGAUGCAACUGAUGGAACUGGCCAUUCUUAACGGCACCUACAGAGACGCCAAUAUCAAAUCACCUUCCCUUGCAUUCUCUCUUGCAGCGAGCGCCCAGGCACCACGGAUCAUCACCGGCCCAGCACCUGUCCUGCCGCCCACAGUCUUGCGCACGCCUACGGCCGCAGGGCACACCAUCAUGCCCCUCAUCCGCCAGAUCCAGACCGUCAUGCCCAACGGCUCGGCCCACCCAGCAGCUGCCACCCUAGUGCAGCCUGGUCCGGAGUCGGGCCUGAUUUACGCGACGCCCUAUGAGUACCCCUACACACUGGCCCCCGCCACCUCCAUUCUGGAGUAUCCUAUCGACUCCAGCGGGGUUUUAGCAGGUGCAGUGACAACUAAAGUUCGAAGGCACGAAAUGCGCGUCCAUCCUUACCAAAGGGUAGUGACCGCAGACAGAGCCACCACUGGCAACUAACCCCUGACCUUCUGACCUCUCCACCCAAUGACGACCUGCCCAUUACCUGCCUGCAGAUCACACCUCUGCCCUAAAAUGAAUGAAUGAAAGACAAAAAGAGUAUCUAAGAGCUGUCACAGGCAGUGGAUAUACAGCUUCCCUAAACCUCGCUCGUUGGACGCGGGCGGCAGAUGCCCGGACGUUCCAGCCGCUGUAGAUCUGCACUCUUUGUAAGCAAUAAGCAAUAAUGAUUUGCCCCGCACCCUCUAAAUCAAAGCCAGACCUCCCAGGUUGCUGUGCAAAAGCCUCCAGCUCAACGACGACACUGUUGAGGAAACGGACUGCCCUUCAUCGCACCCCAACCCGUCGCUAGAGUAAUCCUGCAGUUACGGUAAUGAGUCUGAAUGUACUGCAUGACGGUGUGGAUGAUGUACCUCUCGCACUACGACCGCGGCUCGUCACGUGUCACGACGGGCCAUUUGAGAAGCAUUUCAGCUGAAAAUACAUUAAAAAGAAGAGUAUUUCCCUUCCGGAACAAUCCGACACUUUUCUGUGAACAAGCCUCUCUGAGGAUGUAUAAGCCAUGCUUGCCUAUCUGCUGUACAAAUGUAUGAAAUUUGUAGAUAAAUGUUCAAAGAGUGAUGAAAGAAAACAUGUACAGGAACAACACUUUUGUUAUCCUCCAGAGAACGUAUAUUUUUUACAACUCGCUAUUUUAUAUUGUCGAAUAUUGUGAAGAGAACAGAAAAAAAAAGACACACACAAUACCGAACCCUUUAUGAAGUGAAAACAAUCCAGUUUUCUGUAAUUGGAUGUAGACGUGGAUGACCAAAACAACCCUUUCGUAGAACCGAUGGGGUUGAGAGGGAAAUAUCAUUCAAGUGCCUUUGCCUUAUCAUAGUUCUCAUGUUCAAUAUGAAUGGCAUCAUGAGUGGCGAAUGAGCAGACCAGGACUACAUUUCCCAAAAGCAUCGUGAGUCUACGUAGAUCUGCAUAGGUUUACGAUGGAUUUGGGAAAUGUAGUCCAGGUCAGUACACACAGCUUUCCCUUUAGGAACCACAUAAGUGACGUAUCACUUGUUUCGGGUGGAGCAGCUCAACGCUCCGUCCCAGUAUUACACAGCGAUCAAAUCAAGGCCUUUCACACCACACGAUUACUGUCAAACUGACGCCAGGAGUCAAGGUCUAUUUGUUGCCUUCAUCCUUCAGAAUUGUGGGUAUUUUGCUCACAGUACUUGAAUUAAUUUGCACUUUAUGUUGACGUUUAAUGCAUUGUAAUAUCAGUAUGGUAUUACAGAUGGUAUAUAGGAUAUACAGUAUUCAGUGCCAAACAAAACUUUCUUUUAAUCAGUAUGUUUGUCUUC
Sinocyclocheilus rhinocerous is the source of this 2226-nucleotide messenger RNA. It is a transcript of the gene qkib, whose product is annotated as QKI, KH domain containing, RNA binding b. Lineage: Eukaryota; Metazoa; Chordata; Actinopteri; Cypriniformes; Cyprinidae. Gene Ontology annotation, molecular function: mRNA binding. Gene Ontology annotation, cellular component: nucleus. The record is from RefSeq and is a predicted model, not a curated record. Gene Ontology annotation, biological process: regulation of mRNA splicing, via spliceosome. The coding region runs from base 20 to 883 and encodes 287 amino acids. The transcript has 7 exons.